Molecule: messenger RNA, 849 nt
Organism: Entamoeba invadens IP1
Lineage: Eukaryota; Evosea; Mastigamoebida; Endamoebidae
Product: calcium-dependent protein kinase, putative
Exons: 1
Coding region: 1-849 (282 amino acids)
Biological process (GO): autophagy; peptidyl-serine phosphorylation
Cellular component (GO): cytoplasm
Molecular function (GO): protein serine/threonine kinase activity; ATP binding
Source: RefSeq, a predicted model, not a curated record
AUGGACACGUGGCAAAAGCGAGUUGAAGUGAAAGAAGUGAAUAUGGACGAUUACUAUAUCAUCAAUGAAAUUGGGAAAGGGAAGUAUGGGACGGUGUACCAAGCCCUAGAAAAGACCAGUGGGAAGAUAAUAGUGAUUAAGAAGUCGUUUGGUGACAAGUGUGACAACUUGAAGAAAGAGGAAAAGAUCAUGGGGAUGUGUCAUCAUCCGAACAUAUUGAAGUGCUAUGGUUUUGGAAGUAUCAAAAGCACAUUAAACAGUGAGGAAGGGUGUUGUUUGUGUGUCGAGUAUUGUCCGUUAGGUGAUUUAACGAAGUACGUCGAGAAGCGGCAAUUCAAGAAUUAUACGUUGAGUCCCUUUGAGGUCAAAGAAACGUUUGGACAGAUUUUUGCGAGUUGCUCUUAUCUUCGGAAGACGUUUGGGAUCAUCCACCGAGACAUCAAACCCGAGAACUUUUUAGUAUUUGAGGAGUGUCCCAUGAAGAUUAAGAUGUGUGACUUUGGCUUUGCGACAAAGACUCUGAAGAAGAUGGUGCAUGGAGUGGGGUCACCUUUAUAUGCUGCUCCUGAGAUAGUGAAGGGAAUGGAAUACACCGAGAAGUGUGACUUAUACUCUCUAGGGUUAGUUCUCUAUUUUUUAAUGACAGGGAAGUACCCCUUUAAUGUGAACAAUUUGAAUGAACUGAAAGAACGAUUUGAAGGGGAAGAAGAUAUUGUGUUUGAGAGGAAAGAAGAUGGAUUAGACGACGCGAAAGACUUUGUAAGGAAUAGUGUUGUCUUUGACGAGAUGAAACGAAUGGGAUGGGACGAGGCGGAGAACCAUCGGUUGCUUGUGGAAACGACGAAGUGA